UCAUCGCGUUCGGUAAACCGAACAUGUACUCUAAAUUUAUUGCGACUGGCGCUAGCGUCGAUUUUACGGAGCAACAUCCACUCCCAGGAGGUUUAACAAGUGCGUGCUAUAAAUAUCAGUUGACGGUUGAUUUCGCAUGUUUACUUUUGUGUUUUUUAUUAUAUUAUAAGGGUAGUACAAUGUCUUCAAAGAGGCCACUUACUGAUCAAGAACUGUUAGAUAUAAUAGAUCAAAUGUCCGAUAUUGAAGGGUUUGACGUAGAAGAAGGUGAUGAGGAACUAGAUUUUAGAGAUUUUGAAGAGUUUGAAGAAAGAGACCCUGAUGAAAAUCAAGGAGAAAUACAUGAAGAGGGGAACGCUGGGGAGGAGGAGGGGAAACGUUUGAGAGAAGAGGAGAACGUCGAAGAGAAAGAGGGUGCGGAAAACGUAGCGGAAACAGAAGGUGGUGGUCUAAAUAAUCAAGCAGGUAGUACAAAUCCGGUUGCAGAACAAACUGCAACUGUGCGAAUAUCCAAGGCGCAGGUCAAGCAAUUCUGCAACGAAAAUGGCCUUACGUAUAAAGAAGAUAUCAGGUGGAGGCGUGGUAUUACAUAUAUAACACCGCCGCUUCCGUGGCACAUUCCUAAACAGUCGAAUAUAAUUGAAAUAUUGUCCCCCUAUAAGUAUUUUUCUCAAUAUUUUACCCAAGAUCUGUUGAACACAAUAGUAGAAAUGACAAACCUAUUCGCGGUCCAAAAUAAUGUUCAUAACUUUCCAGCCACAAAUGUCUCAGAGAUAAAAACCUUGUUAGGCAUCUCUGUAGUUCAUAUUCUAUGUUUCUUGGUUUUCUUAUGCUUUCUUCAAUUACUACGUCUCUGCUGAUUAUUAUUUUCUGUCUUAUCGGA
Molecule: messenger RNA, 883 nt
Organism: Sitophilus oryzae (rice weevil)
Lineage: Eukaryota; Metazoa; Arthropoda; Insecta; Coleoptera; Curculionidae
Exons: 3
Coding region: 24-860 (278 amino acids)
Source: RefSeq, a predicted model, not a curated record